CGGGGUUUGGAUCCGGGUCAGUCAGGCGCGGCAGUCGCGGAGAGACGCGAAGAGCCUACGGGGCCGGAUCCCCGGGAGCACCCCAACUGCGAGGAGUAUUAACGGGAACAUCCAUAGGAGUGCAGAAACUUUCACAAUGAAAUCUGAAGCCAAGGAUGGAGAGGAGGAGAGUCUACAAACUGCCUUCAAGAAAUUAAGAGUGGACGCAUCAGGGUCCGUCCUGUCUCUGUCUGUCGGAGAAGGCACAAGUGUCAGAGCAUCAGUCAGAACAGCAACAGAUGACACCAAACCUAAAACCACAUGUGCGUCUAAAGACAGUUGGCACGGGUCUACAAGGAAGUCUUCACGAGGAGCAGUGAGAACCCAGCGUCGUCGACGCUCUAAGUCUCCUGUCCUUCACCCUCCCAAGUUCAUACAUUGCAGCAGGACAACAUCUCCUCCCAGCAGCCAGCUCAAGCACAGAAGCCAGACUGAGCCACCUGACAGCAGCAGUGGGCUGGGAAUUUCAAGCCCCAAAGAGUUCAACACAGGAGAGACCUCUACUUCUCUUGAUGUUAAUCACACGGGGGCAGGCAUUGAGCCUCUGAGAAGUUCAGUUCCAAGGCUCACAUCAGAGAGUAAAACAGAAGAGCCCUCUGAUGCUACUACCCAAGUCUCCCCAGAAAGUCUUACGGCCAGCAAUCUCUCUGACUUUCAAUCUGUUUCCAAGCUAAGCCAGGGGAAGCCGUGUGUGUGUGUAGGCAAGGAGUGCCAGUGCAAGAGAUGGCAUGAUAUGGAAGUGUAUUCCUUUUCAGGUCUGCAGAGUGUCCCUCCUUUGGCCCCAGAACGAAGAUCACUUGAGGACUACUCCCCAUCACUGCACACCAGAACUCUGUCUGGCUCCCCUCGAUCCUGUUCCGAGCAAGCUCGUGUCUAUGUGGAUGAUGUGACCAUUGAGGACCUAUCAGGCUACAUGGAAUAUUACUUGUAUAUCCCUAAGAAAAUGUCCCACAUGGCAGAGAUGAUGUACACCUGAUAACGAGAAGCUGAUUCGUAUGCUUUAAACCAAUGAAGGGUUGUCAGAGGCUUAGUUAACAGCAGACCUACCUGGUGGCCACUCUGUGAGAAGACAUCUCUUUCUGCUCACUGUGCUUGCAAUAAAAACUUCUCUUGGCAUCUCAGUUAAUCUUCAUUCUGUCAGUUUACUGAGUUCUCAUGUACCCGUUAAGGCAAGCAGGUCAAAGAAAAUGUCUCCUAAAAAUGUUCUGAGGGCUGAAGAAACCAUAAUGACUGGAGAUUGACUGCAGUGGGGAGUGUGUAAUUCUUGUAAGACAGCAUAUUUCAGACCUGCUUAAAAUAUGACAGUCAAACUCCAGUGUGCUAUCGUAACUGAACUGAACACUCAUGUUGUAGAUGCCAGCCCACCAGUAGUAGAGCUUUUAAGACGCAUUUAAACUGUCUUUAGUUUAACACGGGUUUGUGUCAUUAAAGGUUUCUUAUGUUAUUGUUGAGUCAGAGAUCUAAGGUUUAGAUUCAGUUUGAAUAAACCAGGUGGCCUGCCCCAUAUUGUUUGAGGGAGUCAUUAACCUUACUAUCACUAAAUAAACCCCCGCUGGUGCUGUUA
This is a messenger RNA of Microtus ochrogaster (prairie vole), 1603 nucleotides long. RefSeq names its product oxidative stress responsive serine rich 1 (gene Oser1). NCBI's taxonomy places the organism in Eukaryota, Metazoa, Chordata, Mammalia, Rodentia, Cricetidae. Gene Ontology annotation, biological process: cellular response to hydrogen peroxide. The record is from RefSeq and is a predicted model, not a curated record.